Platichthys flesus (European flounder) is the source of this 3096-nucleotide messenger RNA. It is a transcript of the gene htr1fa, whose product is annotated as 5-hydroxytryptamine (serotonin) receptor 1Fa. Gene Ontology annotation, molecular function: G protein-coupled serotonin receptor activity. The transcript has a single exon. The record is from RefSeq and is a predicted model, not a curated record. Lineage: Eukaryota; Metazoa; Chordata; Actinopteri; Pleuronectiformes; Pleuronectidae. Bases 1 to 1197 code for a protein of 398 amino acids. Gene Ontology annotation, cellular component: plasma membrane. Gene Ontology annotation, biological process: adenylate cyclase-activating adrenergic receptor signaling pathway.
AUGGAUUUCCUCAAUUUCACCGAAGGAGUGUUUGCUACAAGCAGUGAGGGAAAUUACUCACUGGAUACCAAUAAACUCCCUCCAAGUAAGACCCUGCUCACGCUGACCCUGUCUGUACUGGCCAUCCUGACGACAUUCUUCAACUGCCUGGUGAUCACAGCUAUCGCAGUGACCCGCAAGUUGCACCACCCCGCCAACUACCUCAUCUGCUCAUUAGCAGUGACCGACCUGCUGGUGGCGGUGCUGGUCAUGCCCUUCAGCAUCGUCUACAUCCAGAAAGAGAGCUGGGUCAUGGGCCAGGUGUUCUGUACCAUCUGGCUGAGUGUGGAUAUCACCUGCUGCACAUGCUCCAUCCUGCACCUUGCUGCGAUCGCCAUCGACCGCUACCGGGCCAUCACUGAUGCAGUUGAGUACUCUCGCAAACGCACAGGGGCCAGGGCUGGCGCGAUGGUAGCAUUUGUGUGGUUUUUGUCCAUCCUAAUCUCACUUCCUCCUCUACUGUGGCGGUACUACAGCGGGGACGCAGACUACGUAGACCAGUGCAUCAUCGUCCACCAUCACAUGGCUUUCACCUUGUACUCCACCCUUGGAGCUUUUUACAUCCCCCUGCUGCUCAUCCUCAUCCUCUACUACAAAAUCUACCGGGCCGCACAGACCCUCUAUAUGCGCAGAGAGGCCAGCCGAGCCAGCCGUCACUCAUGCAUGACCAAUGGGAGCAUGAUCCCCUCAACCUACCCUGCUGGAGAUGGUCAGGUUGAUGAGGGGCCUCGGAGUCCAGUGCCAAUAAAUCCACCGGAGAAGUCUACCUCUGAACCCUCAACCGAGGAACCGCCGCGUGAUCGGAGGCGUGCUUCGUCGAAGGCUUUCCGCUCCAAGUCACGCCGACAAGAUUCGCGCAGUGAGUCACGUCGAAGCCAGUUUUACUCAGGACCGCGGAUAUCUGGCUCACGGGAGCGCAAAGCGGCUUCCACAUUGGGGUUGAUAAUAGGGGCCUUUGUCAUCUGCUGGUUGCCAUUUUUUGUCAAGGAGGUCAUCGUCAACACCUGCAGUGCUUGCAGUACGUCAAUGGAGAUGGCCGACUUUCUGACGUGGUUGGGCUAUCUCAACUCGCUGAUCAACCCCCUCAUCUACACCAUCUUUAAUGAAGACUUCAAAAAAGCUUUCCAAAGACUUGUUAGGUGCAGUCAUUACCUCUGAUGGUUAAAAUGGUACACAGUGAUGCCCAUACACCAUCUUCACAACUCUGGGAAGAUAUAGACUAACUAGCUGGGGGCCAGAGAAUAAUGACUGAUGAGUAUUGACUUGAAUGCGCCUGAGAGGGAAUAACCUCAGAAAAUAACGACUUCCAGACACUGCACCGGGAAUCUGGACCGCCUCAGUGGCACUUGCUCAGCAAUGAGCUCCGCAGCAAGGCUCUGCAUUGAAAUCCACGCCACGCUAUUAAUAGAACAACCUGAGAGCCCCUUGAUGUUAACUGGUGUGCAUUUGUGAAGGGACACCGACAUGUUGGAUUUUUUUUUUUAAAUGGGCCAUUGCUGACCUUUUGAGGUCUUUGUUCGGUGAUCAGCUCCAUGCAAAGGUCUUCAAAUAGCUCACCCAUUAUGUCCAUUCCAUCUAAUGGCCUCCCUUGUAUCUGCUGGCUGAAAUAAUUGUGUGGAAUACCUCAGCAGACCAGUUCGGGAUUUUUUCUGUGGCCAUGUUGUUGUUGAGGGAGGGGGAGGGGGGAGGUUUACCUGACUGACCUUCACAGUGAUCAUUGAAAGAGACAGCCAUUGAAUGUGGUGCGUAUCCAGCCUCACAAAACAUUCCAAGAAAUACUGGAUAGAUUAUAUUAGUCUUUGAUUGAUAAUGGGGAUUAUUCUGACAUAAUUUAUUCGACAAUCUAAAAUGGGAAGUUAUCGCUUGCUUUUCGUGAACUUCACAACAACUGGAACUCAUUAAAUGAAGUGAACUGGUUAACUUAGGUUCAGGAGCAGGGCCACGCCUCAACCACACCUGCCACCUGUUCAGCCUGCAUAUACCAGGUCAACCCAUCACGAUUUGUACAUCUCUGAUUCUUCAACAAACCCUUUUCAUCCUCCUUUUUUCAUCCCUACCCUUAUCAUCCUCCUUUUCUCAUCCCUACACUCAUCUUCCUCCUUUCCUCAUGCCUACCCUCAUCCCUUCAUACUCCGUCCCUCAUCCCUUCACUCUCCUUACCUCAUCCCUCCCCUCAGCUUUCAUCCUCGGUCCCUCAUCGCUACCCAUGUCCUCUCUCUCUCAUCCCUUCAUCUCCCUCCCUUCCGCACACUAAGUCAGCCUUUGCCCAGUCACGAGUGCAUCUUCUCAGAACAGCCUUUGAGACGCUUCUUCAUGCCAACCCUUGCAUUCCUCCUUCAUUCAUUUCUCCUCAACAUCCAAUAUAUAAAUUUCAAACCUUUAAGUCAUAUAUUGCUGAGGCGUGGUCCUUACUAGUGAAAUGCUUUAUAUAGAUUCAUAUUUAAGAAUGCCUUAAGUGUGAAGAAAAUGUUUUAUGAUCUCGGACCAAAUCAGUAAUUGAUAAACACUUUACACUUUAACACUAUGAAAGAAAGAAAAACUUGGGGAAGAAUAUAAAAGAUAUUUCACCCCGAACAUAUAACUUUUGGAGAUAUUUUAAAACACAGAGUUACAGCUUAUAUAAAACUCUGCCCCGUAAUUGAUAUUUUUGCACAAAGCCUAAAUUUAUUUUUUGUUAAAGUAUUAUUGAUUUAUUUGUCUUGUAUCCAUUAGGCAAACCAUCUCACCUCUACACCAUAGCCAACAUUUGGUUAAUGAUUGUGGGAACCAAUGGAGGAGAAAUCCUCAUUACAUUACUCCCACUCAAGUACUUGGAAUAGAACUACUAUUUCUUUACUGCCUCCAAGAGGGCACAUGAUGUGUUGAUGGAAAAACAUUGUGGAUGAUUCAAGUGAGAGGGUGUACUGUAUGCCAGGGAGAUAAUACACAGUGUGUACGUGUGUGUCUGUGUGUGUGUGUGUGUUUGUGUGUGUGUGUGUUUGUGUGUCAUUUUUUUAAAUGCAUCUCUAAUGGUAUGCCCAGUAUUUGUAUGCUGUUUCUUUCUUUGUCUCGCUCUGU